AUGGUGUACGAGACGAGCAAGGACACCGAGUUGAGUAUCUCUCCUCACUACGGGACUGGAAAUGAGAACAUGGAAUCAAAAGUAAGCUCAGCACGAGUUGGCGAGCUGGGCUUCGAGGAGUAUACCCAAGGAGGCCUCGGUCGGCAUCUGGGUGUUUUCUCGACGAUUCUCCUCAUGUUCGUCUUCCUACCCAUAUCCCUCUUACUAUCUACGAAUGGCGACUUACCAAAUUCUCUUAGUGUCGGCCGUAUCAUCGGCACGGGGAUCUUCUCAACACCAUCCUCAAUCACCAGCAGCGCAGGCAGCGUCGGCGCGGCAUUACUCCUCUGGGUUCUCGGUCUUCUCCUUGCUGGCUCGGGUCUAGCAGUAUGGCUGGAACUGGGGUGCAUGAUCCCUAGAAGUGGAGGCGAAAAGGUCUACCUGGAGGCCGCGUACCGUCGACCGAAACUACUAAUUACUGUCGUCUUUGCCGUACAAGCCGUUGCACUAGGCUUUACAGCCUCCGGAUGCAUCGUUUUUGCUUCGAACAUGGUCGUCGCAUCUGGCAAAGAGGCGACCGAGUGGGAGGAGCGCGGCAUAGCCAUCGCAGUCAUCAGCUUCAUUACCCUUCUCCACGUCUUCCUCCCUAGCUGGGGUGUGCGCGGUAUGAACGCGAUUGGCGUGAUGAAAGUCGUCCUCCUUCUAUUCAUUGUCGUCACCGGCUGGGUGGUGCUGAGCGGUCGUGUCCACAGCGUCCCUGAUCCAUAUGCCAGUUUUCACAAUUCCUUUGCUGGCUCGGCGACCUCGAGUAACCUUUACGCGACGGCGCUGUUCAAGGUCCUCAAUUCCUUUGCCGGCUGGUCCAACGCGGCCUAUGUACUUAAUGAGAUCCGCAAUCCAGUGCAAACGCUCAAGGUCGCCGCUCCAACGGGUUUGGGUAUUUGCGGUGUGCUCUAUCUCCUCGCAAACGUUGCGUACUACGCCGCUGCUACCCCUGAGGAAAUCGCCAACAGCGGGACCACGGUCGCAUCUUACUUCAUGGGAAAGGUGUUUGGAACAGCGGCCGAACGCGCUUUGAGUGUCCUCGUCGCGAUAUCCGCCUUCGGCAACGUCAUGACGGUAACAUUCGCCCAAGCCCGCGUAAACCAAGAACUCGCGAAGGAAGGCGUGAUUCCCUUCCCGACAUUCUGGGCCUCAUCCUGGCCCUUCGGGUCACCCUCCGCUGGCCUGCUACUUCACUUCAUCCCGUCGUUGAUUGUCAUCGUCGCGAUCCCCUUCGGUGACGCCUACAACUUCAUCCUCGAUCUCGAAGGCUACCCCUCCUCAAUCAUCAAUCUUCUCGUGGUUGCUGGUCUAUUCUACCUCCGAUACUCAGAACCGCAGCUCCCCCGCCCAUUCAAGGUCUUCUGGCCUGUCGCUGUGUUCUUCAUGGCCGGUCAGGCCUUCCAGGUUGUUGCGCCGUUUAUCAGGCCACCCGGUGGCAAGGGGGAUACGAGCCUGCCGUAUUGGUUGUACCCAGUUGUAGGCAUUGCGGUGCUUGCUGCGGGUGUCGUGUAUUGGGCCGUUUGGCAGGUGGUGCUCCCUUGGCUUGGUGGGUAUAGGCUUGUGCCUGAGCAUGUAGUUCUCAACGAUGGCACGACGGUGGCAGUUUACCGGAAGGUCAUGAAAGUGGAAUAG
Messenger RNA from Aspergillus mulundensis, 1656 nucleotides. Its product is annotated as putative High affinity methionine permease. The record is from RefSeq and is a predicted model, not a curated record. Gene Ontology annotation, cellular component: membrane. The transcript has 4 exons. NCBI's taxonomy places the organism in Eukaryota, Fungi, Ascomycota, Eurotiomycetes, Eurotiales, Aspergillaceae. Gene Ontology annotation, molecular function: L-amino acid transmembrane transporter activity. Gene Ontology annotation, biological process: amino acid transmembrane transport. The coding region runs from base 1 to 1656 and encodes 551 amino acids.